Zophobas morio is the source of this 1175-nucleotide messenger RNA. RefSeq names its product aminoacylase-1-like. The record is from RefSeq and is a predicted model, not a curated record. Gene Ontology annotation, molecular function: aminoacylase activity. NCBI's taxonomy places the organism in Eukaryota, Metazoa, Arthropoda, Insecta, Coleoptera, Tenebrionidae. The transcript is spliced from 4 exons. The coding region runs from base 130 to 630 and encodes 166 amino acids.
AACGUUAACUACGGUGAGUACCAACAAUAAACCAAAAUUAUUACCUAGACUGGAUUCACAGAAGCCUUGGUGAGAUUUCUUCAGUUUCAAGCCUUAAUUUUGGAUCUACCCCUACAAAUACAUUUAUCGAUGUCCAAAAAACCCGUAGUUGUGUUAACAUGGGUGGGAACAGAACCGACUCUCCCAGCAAUACUACUUAACAACCACAUGGACAAGGUACCACUUUUUGAAACCAAUUGGAGUGACAACCCUUUUGGUGGAGAGAUUGAUGAUCAAAAAACUUACGCUAGGACCAGUCCACAUAAGAAAACUGCCUCCAUUCAAUGUCUUGAAGCUGUGAGACGUUUGAAGAAUAGCGGAGUGACUUUAAAACGAACGAUAAACCUAUGUUUUGCGCCAGAUGGUUUUGAAGGAAUGUUAAGAUUCUUAAGGACAGAAGAAUUUGAUAAACUGAACAUUGGAUUUGCAUUAGAUUCAGGACUCCCGAACGAGUUUACGGUAUUUAACGGGGAAAGAUGUGUCUGGAAAAUACGAGUACACUGUCAAGGUAUCGCUGCUGGCGAUAAAAUGACUCGUGUUUUAGACAAAUUUUACGCUUUUAAAAUGCGAAUUAUUGAAAGAUCAUCCUAAUUAGACGUUUGGAGAUCUCAUCUCCAUUGAUCUAACAAAAAUCGAAAGUGGUGACCAACACUGUGUGCUAAAUUUUGAUUGUCUGAUUCCUCCCGAAAAUGUGGAUGUUGCACUAGCCAAAGAAGUAAUAACUAAAUGGUUCAAAGACGUUGGUUAUGAUCUAUUGAUUGAAUAUCCAGUGCAAGAGCCACAAAUCAGACACACAAAAGUCGACGGUUCGAAUAAAUAUUGGGUUGCUUUUAAAGAAGCGAUCGAUAAACUGUACGCAUUUAUAGCUACCUUCAAGCUCACAUAAAACUGUGGUUUAUUUUAGUGGGUUAAAAAUGGAGACCCAAAUUUUCCCGUGUUAUACAGAUUGUCCCCAUUUUAGACUCUUCGGUAUCCCAGCGUUAAGUUUUACACCCAUUAACAACACCCCUGUGUCAUUAGAUGAAGAUGGUCACCACUUAACGCUUGACGCUUUUUUAGAAGGUAUAGAAAUAUAUUACAAUAUUAUACUAUCGUUAGGGAACGUUGUGUAGAAACGAAAAAGCGAAGGAUAAAUA